UAGCAAAUCGUGUAUUUAAUUUUAUACUUUUACAAGUGGUUUAUAAGGUGCAAAUAAGGAAAUAACAAUAAAAGGUAUUUGCGAUACUGGUGAUCUUCUUUUUUAAGUUAUAACAAUGAGUUUUAGAGACUUUAAUUUUGACCACAGUGAUAUUGAUGUCGAAGUACAAGAUUUACAAGAGCUUAGUGCGGUCUUGGACUGUAUUGGCCCAUCAAGUAUUGCAUCAACAUCACAAAUUAUCUCUCCGUCCAUUAAUCACGAUACAGUUGAACCAGAUUAUUCAAAAAUAGAUGAAGCAUUAUCACUGAACAAGUUAGCCGACGAAAAAUUACGUGGGCUGGAAAAAAUUCUUAUGUUACGAUUAAACGAAUGCAAUCAUAAAUUAAAAAGUAUUGAAUCUAAAUAUAAGAGAAAUAAGUUUUUUGACAAAAAUGAAACAUUCAGGUACGUAAGCUGUGGAAAACCAUAUUUUAAAGAUAAAUCUAAUUUUACACCUCCUCACAACAAAGACACUAUUACAAUGUUGAAUAAUGGAAUGUAUAACUUCUCAACAAUAAGUCCAGUUCCUGGCUGGACAGUCAGAGACAAAAGUCAAUUUCUUACAAUGAUUCAUAGAGUCUCACUGGAUAUGCUUAAGAAAAAAGUUGAAGCAAAGAUAACAGACUUAAAUCGUGAAAAGAAGAUAAAACCAAGUAUUAAAAUAGAUAGAAAAAUAGAAACCCUAAGACAUGAAAUUGUUCUUAUUAAUAAAAUGACAUUAAAGCAAUCAGCAUUACCAAUAGGUGAGGAAUAUGAUUGGGAGUCUAUAGCUGAAAGGCUUAAUAAUCGCCAUUCCGCACAAGAAUAUGAAGCUCUAUGGAAAUUGUUUUUACAUCCCGAUAUUAAUAAAAAUGCAUGGUCUAAAAAUGAGCAUACAUCAUUACAGAAAAUUGCUUUUAAUAAUAACUUUCAAAAUUGGGAUGAUAUUGCUGCCAAACUAGGGACAAAACGAACUGGAUAUCAGUGUUUCGUUUAUUUCCGGACAAACAUGAACAACACAUUCACCGGUCAAAAAUGGACAAAAGAAGAAGAGGAAUAUUUGAAGAGGUUAAUUGAUUAUUAUAGAGAAGAUAAGUAUAUUCCUUGGGGUAAAGUGGCUACAUCAAUGGAAAAUAGAACUAAAAUACAGGUAUAUAACAAAUAUAAUAGACUAACAGAGCAAAGAAAAGGAAGAUUUUUACCCGAAGAGGACACAGUUAUUCUCACAUGUGCAGACAAAUUUGGACUUGACUUUAAGAGAAUGACAAAUUACUUACCAGGCCGUUCAUUAGGACAAUUGCGUAUACGGUAUCAAAUCUUAGCCAAGCAAAGAAUUUCAACGGUGUGGACUGUAGAGGAAGAUAAUAAACUUCUGCAAUUACUAGCAAACAAAAAAACUCCUACAGUAUAUUCAGAUCUGACUCAAUAUUUCCCUGGCAAAGAUAGAAUGCAUAUAAGAAGUAGACAUAUGACGUUAUUGAAAUGGAUGAAACUUCAUCCUCAUAGCGAUGUUUCAAGAGCACCAAGGCGAGCAGCACGACGUUUAGGUCAUGGACCACCUUCUGAUAAUAAUUUACACAAGGCAAUUGAAGAUCUAAAGAACCGAAUUAAGUCGGAAGUGGAAGAACGCAAAUGCAAAAAAAUUACAAUCAAAUCACCAGAAAGCGUUAUUGAAGAUGGUAUAAUGGCAACAUUAGUUAAUCAAAUCACAAAAAUUGAAGAAGCUAAAAAAUUGGAACAAUCACAAAAUGAAGUUUUGGAAUUUUUAGAAGACAUUGUUGUUUCACCUCAAGUUUUAAAUGCAACAAACAUAAAGAAAUUGCUUGUUUUAUUUAAAUCUAAGUUGAACAAAAGCAAAUUGAUAAAUUGUGAGUAUAGUAAAAAAUUUCCUGACUUAAUUGAAGGCCAUCGAGAAGUGUGUCUAGUGAAAAAGAAAUCCUAUUCAAAAAAAGAAUGUGAAAAAGUAGUUGUAAAAAAAAUUCCUGAUAUAUUUGGGACCAACACAUUAGACAAUUUAGAAUAUGUUUUGCCGCCGCAUUAUGCAACUAUAGUUGGCUGUAGACAAUUAAUGGCAUGGGUAUCAGAAAGUAAAAAAAAUAGAGAAUGCGAUAUUAAUUUGAAUGCACUAAUAAGAAAAAAUUGUUUAUUAAAAGAACAUUUUUUUCAGUUACUUGAAAGAUUUAAUUCACUCUUUUUGUGGCCCAUGUUACUUUCAAAUGAAUCCCCACAUUUGAACAAGGCAGUUGAGAAUAUUUUCAAUACAAGCACACCUAUUCUUAGUAUCAGUGACUCUACGGAGAAAAAUGCUAUUUCUAACUCUGUUGUGGAUGAGUUCCCAAACUUGACCAAUAACCAUACUGAACUUGAAGAACUAAAUAGUCACAAAGAUAAAUUGAAAUCCUUGGAUAACACUUGUACCGAAAAAUCUAUUUAAUAGUAAGCAUAGGAAGUGCAAUUGCAAAUUUCUGCCGUAACAACUUGAUAUAGAAUCAAAGAAUAUUGUGAAAUUUGAAUCUAAGCCAACACCAUUUGUUAUUUUUUAUUAUUAUCAUUCUUGAAAGUCAAAUCCCUUCCUUAAAAAAAGGUGUUGUUUAAAUGAAUACAUUAAUUUAUAAAUUUACUGCAAUAGAUGGAUGGAUAAAACUUCAUUUAGUAAAAACCUAUCAACCACAACUAGUAAUUUGUAAUGAUAUUUUCAUUAUAAUUGUCCAUUUUUUUUAAUACUCACAUAUAUUAUGGCUUAUUAGACAUAAAUAUAUUUCAUUUAAGACUGAGAACAUUGUAUGUAAGUUAUGUUAAAGUAAUUGUAACUUAAAUUAUCUAAUUUGUGUUAUAAAGUUAUGUAGCUAG
Messenger RNA from Papilio xuthus (Asian swallowtail), 2868 nucleotides. It is a transcript of the gene Pbp95, whose product is annotated as proximal sequence element A Pbp95. Gene Ontology annotation, molecular function: RNA polymerase III type 3 promoter sequence-specific DNA binding; RNA polymerase II cis-regulatory region sequence-specific DNA binding. The transcript has a single exon. Gene Ontology annotation, biological process: snRNA transcription by RNA polymerase III; snRNA transcription by RNA polymerase II. The record is from RefSeq and is a predicted model, not a curated record. Gene Ontology annotation, cellular component: snRNA-activating protein complex. Bases 116 to 2452 code for a protein of 778 amino acids. NCBI's taxonomy places the organism in Eukaryota, Metazoa, Arthropoda, Insecta, Lepidoptera, Papilionidae.